UAUCACAAACCCAACCCAAAACCAAAAACCCUCACAAAUUUCCCAAUUCACGCGUUUCUUUCUUUUCAACACUCUCUCUCUCUCUCGCAACCACUGCUAUUAGCUUCCUUCUCUGACUCAGUCUUUCGAAUCCUCUCACCCAGAGGUUCGAUUCGUACCAUGUAGUGGUGGGAUUUCAGCUUCGCCAUUUCUUGAUUCCAAAAAAUUUUGUUUCUUUUUUUCCCCCUAAUUUGAUUUCCCCAGUUAGGGUUUUUAAUUCUACUCGAUCGCCGGUUUCGAAUACCCGGAGGCUCGAAUCGUGUUGGGGGUUUUGGUUUUUGAUUAAGGAAGUUUCCGUUUUUAUUGUUGGGUGAUCAAGGGUUGUUUGAUUUUUUUUUGCGAUCGAGAAUGGGUGAGGCUUCAGGAGCUGGUUCUGCUGAUUGUUUCAGCCAGAUGAUGUCGUCGAUGCCGGGUUUUCGCUUCCAUCCCACGGAUGAGGAGUUGGUGAUGUACUAUCUGAAGCGGAAGAUUUGUGGGAAGAGGCUGAAGCUCGACGUGAUUCGUGAAACCGAUGUGUAUAAGUGGGAUCCUGAGGAUUUGCCUGGGCAAUCUAUAUUGAAAACUGGAGAUAGGCAAUGGUUCUUUUUCUGUCACAGAGAUAGGAAGUAUCCUAAUGGUGGAAGGUCUAACCGAGCAACCAGACGUGGGUAUUGGAAAGCAACGGGAAAGGAUCGUAACGUGAUAUGCAAUUCUAGGUCAGUUGGAGUGAAAAAGACCCUGGUUUUCUAUGCAGGCAGAGCUCCUAGUGGUGAGCGGACUGAUUGGGUUAUGCAUGAAUAUACCUUGGAUGAAGAGGAGCUUAAGAGAUGCCUGGGUGUUAAGGACUAUUAUGCACUUUACAAGGUUUACAAGAAAAGUGGGCCUGGUCCAAAAAAUGGUGAACAGUAUGGCGCACCAUUUAAUGAAGAACAGUGGGCAGAUGAUGACAUAGUAGAUUUUAAUAUCAACUCAACUGAUCAGGAGGCUCCAAAUGAUGUUGAUAAUGGUAAUGUACUGCAGCCUUUGCUUGAUGAUGAAAUCGACAACAUCAUUAGGGGAAUUUUGGAUGAUGAGCUUGUCCUUGAUCAGCAGCAUGUGAAUGGUUAUCCUGACUUUCCUCAGGUUGUUAGUGAAGAAACACAAAGUACUGUUGUGGAUCAGUUCUCUGAGGCUGUGAUGUUCCCUGAGCCAGUCAGAAUCACACAGCCUAGCAACCAAUUUUUUGAUGCACAGCCUAGCUUUGACUUCAAUCAGCCAGUUACUUCUCAUUUGCAUGUUUCUGAAGUAUCUGAGGUCACUUCUGCUUCCAGCAUUAAAGCAAAGGAGCUUGAUUUUAAUGAGGAUGGCUUCUUGGAAAUUAAUGAUCUCAUUGAUACUGAACCUAUAUUGGCAAAUAUGGAAAAUCCUGUGGAGUACCAGCAGUUUGAAGAUGGGUUAAGUGAACUUGAUCUGUUCCAAGAUGCACAGAUGUUUCUUCGUGACCUGGGGCCAAUUAUUCACGAAACAGAUUCACAUGCAUAUACAAAUGCAUUUGUCAGCAGCAAUAUUGAAAGUCAAAGUUACCAGUUGCUGCCAAAUCCAGAGGAUGCCAAUCAAACUGUCGGUGAAUUCUGGAUGCACGGUGAAAGAAAUACCCCAAGUGCGUCAGAAGGCUUUGUUGAUUCUUUCUCGCUAUCAUCCCCAGGUGUUGUAUAUGAAUCUGUUGGCUUUCCUACGGAAGGCAAUAACAAUCAAAGUAGCACUGUGGAAGAUGUUGCUACAAGUAGCUUCUCCUCUGCUCUCUGGGCCUUUGUUGAGUCAAUACCUACAACUCCUGCAUCAGCUGCUGAAAGUGCUUUGGUGAACCGAGCAUUGAAUCGAAUGUCUAGCUUCAGCAGGUUGAAGAUCAAGCACACAAACAUUGCUGCAGCAGGUAAAGACACUGCAACUAUGAAGAGAGCAGGCAGAAAGGGACUUCCAUUCCUUUUCUUCCCUAUUAUUAUUGCUUUAUGUGCUUUUUGUUGGGUUUUUGUUGGAAACUUAAGACUAUUGGGGAGAUGUGUCUCUCCUUGAAUAUAUAUAUAUAUAUAUAUAUAUAUAUAUAUAUAUAUAUAUAUAUAUAUAUAUAUAUAUAUGUAAAUCCAAAGUUUUGCUGCUAGGUAUAUUUUCUCUGGAACCUCCCAGAAUGAUUGUUGUCUGGGAUCUCUCCCCGGAAUUACCAAACAGUGCUGUCCUAACAUUUUCUCAAUAUAAAAAAAAAAAAUAAAACUUUGUGAAUAUUGGAGGCAAUAUAUGUAGGGUAAUUUCUGAUGAGCCUUAAUUCAAGAGAAGGCGCUGUAAAGGAAAUUGCAGGGUGAAUUGCUAACUUGAUUCACAAAAACUUUACAAGUUUUUAUACUUGUCUAAUCUAAUUUUUGGAUAAGUUUAUUUAGUUUGUUCUUUUAGGCCCCAUGGAAUAUAUUGUUCUUUAUUAACCCGGAGAUCACUUUAUUUUGGAGUUUGGUUGUACAUGGAUAAGAUCUUAUCUUGUGGAAUGUGUCUUUGUAUUUUUAA
This is a messenger RNA of Glycine soja, 2550 nucleotides long. Its product is annotated as NAC domain-containing protein 17-like. The record is from RefSeq and is a predicted model, not a curated record. Gene Ontology annotation, molecular function: DNA binding. Bases 388 to 2070 code for a protein of 560 amino acids. The transcript is spliced from 5 exons. Gene Ontology annotation, biological process: regulation of DNA-templated transcription. NCBI's taxonomy places the organism in Eukaryota, Viridiplantae, Streptophyta, Magnoliopsida, Fabales, Fabaceae.